UAUAAACUCUCCGGCGAAUCUCUACCACGCCUCUGAUCUCACUUAUUUCGUCGGUGGCGGCGGCGAACAGAGGAAAGAAUGGCGAGUUUAAGAAGAGCCAUUGCCUUCACCCUUCCUCGCAUCCUUAACUCCACACCCAAAACCUCAGUUUCCAUCUCCCCGAUCUCCUCUCCCAUCCUCCACAGGUCCUUUUUGAGUUCGUUUUCGCGUCUCUAUUCUUCAAAAGAAUGUAAUUCCCAAUCGCUCGAUAUCGAUCUCUCUAAUGAAGAAACCAAAAGGCGUUUAUUCAACAGGCUUUUAUAUAGGAGCAAACAAAGAGGGUUCCUAGAGCUAGACCUUAUUCUUGGCAAGUGGGUCGAGGAUCAUAUAAAUUCUCUGGAUGAAAAUGGGAUUAAAGCUCUUGUUCAUGUUCUUGAUGUGGAGAAUCCCGAUCUUUGGAAGUGGUUGACAUGUCAGGAGCAACCCCCAGAUGCCAUAACCAGUAAUCCUGUAUUCAUUUCUGUCCGGGAAAAAGUCAUGAACAAUCUUGACAAACAUGCUGCACCUCAGACUCGAGCAAUCCCUGGGCAGCCAUGGGUGAGAGGAUGGGAUGAUAUCAAGAAAGGCCAAGAUGGCCCUAUAGCUGGGAAUCAGUAGUUUUUCUCAUAAAGAGUAGAAAAAUAAAUGUGAAAUGAAUACAAAGUCUUGGGCUUUUCAACAAUAAUUUUCUCAUAAAGAUUGCUGUAUUUUGCAUUUGUACAUGUCUGGCAAUUCUUGCUUUUCAGCUUAGAUUGGGAUUUUCUUGUACUUA
Messenger RNA from Ipomoea nil (Japanese morning glory), 790 nucleotides. RefSeq names its product succinate dehydrogenase assembly factor 2, mitochondrial-like. The record is from RefSeq and is a predicted model, not a curated record. Bases 79 to 636 code for a protein of 185 amino acids. The transcript is spliced from 5 exons. Gene Ontology annotation, biological process: protein-FAD linkage; mitochondrial electron transport, succinate to ubiquinone; tricarboxylic acid cycle. Gene Ontology annotation, cellular component: mitochondrion. NCBI's taxonomy places the organism in Eukaryota, Viridiplantae, Streptophyta, Magnoliopsida, Solanales, Convolvulaceae.